GCGCUGUUCUCUGACAUCCACAUGCGUGCACACACACGCACAUACUCACCGAGGCAGACAGAUAUGCACACAUACGAGCGCAAAUCCUCUUACAACUCACCAGUGCCCAGAGCAGAUUAAGGGGCUGCACAUCUCGAAUUGUAUUCCAAAUGUGUCACAUUUGCAGGGGUCUCCUUCCUCUUCUUCUUGCACUUUGUCCUCUUCCUUCUGUUCACAACGGGACUUCUCGUCUGCACCUGCAUCUGCUGCUUCUUCCUUCUCAGUUCCGUCUUCAGCCUCUGGCAACUGGCCCGUUUGCCUCUGCAGCUGAGAUGACCAGGCAGCCAGCUUGAAGCAGAGGAAGAAACACAAAGACAGAGGUAGAGAAACGAGAGAGCAAAGGGGAAGAAAGAGGGUGAAAAGGUAGGAAGUGAAAGAUUAAUUCUGAUCUGACAGCCCCUCUAGAGAAGGAAGGCAGGUGAGGAGGGGGGUCAGAACAGCCAGGCUUUGAAGAAUUGGAGGUGGAGGAGGAAACAAGGAAGGUGGGGGGGAAUAGAAGAGGAUAGCACUUCAGUGAGGAGAAAAAGAGGAAUACAAGAGGGGGGGAAGACAGAAAAAGAGCCGAGUGUUGACUAUGAAGGCUCUGUUGCUGCUGGUCCUGCCCUGGCUCAGCCCGGCCAACUACACAGAUAAUUUGGGCAACCUGCACAUCCUCUAUUCUGAGCUGUGUAAAGGGGCCUCUCACUAUGGGCUUUCAGCAGACAGGAAGCGACGUUCACAGGAGGGUGAAUGCACCGACAGUACAUCAGAACUCACCAUCGCCACGCUGCCCAAUGAUGGCCCCACCUCCGCCGCUGUGGCCCUCCUGUCAGACGAGCCUGGUUUGGUCAACCCAGCCUUUGACCCCAGCAUGGAGGAAAACAGCCAGUCGGGCAGCACAACCAGCCUGGCUGCACGCAGCAGCACCAAGAAGGUCAGAAAUUUUGAUCGAGCUUCAGUGAGGAGCCGCUCCUUCAGGAGGCUGAACCGGGCAUUCAGUGUCCUGCGGAGGACCAAGAGUGGCAACGCAGUGAGCAAUGAGACAUCUGAGGAAAGAGACAAUGCCAGGAAUUCCAGUGUACCACAGGAAGUGCUGGCUCUUCCUCAGCUCCAUCACCUGAUCCCUGAUGGUGAAGUUACCAGUAUUAAGAUCACACGGGUGGAUCCCUCAGAACCGCUGGCCAUCAGCAUUGUGGGAGGCAAUGAGACCCCCUUGGUUCGCAUCCUCAUCCAGGAUAUUUACAGAGAAGGUGUCAUUGCUCGGGAUGGACGCUUGCUACCUGGGGACAUGAUCCUGAAGGUAAAUGGCAUUGACAUCAGCAACGUACCCCACUGCUACGCCGUGGCAACCCUCAAACAGCCAUGCCAGCUCCUCCGGCUAACAGUACUCAGAGAACAGCAUCAUCGCUACCGCUCACACAGCCACCCACAUGGGUAUGGCCAUGAUGUUGUUGGGGGUCACCUAUCUCAUGGCCUACCCCACCAUCCAUUGAGGGACGACAGCAUCCAUGUGGUCCUGAAUAAAAGCACUCCAGAGGAACAGCUGGGCAUUAAGCUAGUGAGGCGGGCAGAGGAGCACGGAGUCCACAUCUUUCACCUGCUGGAAGGAGGCCUGGCUGCACGCGAUGGACAGUUGUGUGUUGGCGACCGCGUGCUGGCCAUCAACGGGCAUGAUCUACGUUAUGGAACACCAGAACAUGCUGCUCUGCUUAUCCAGGCGAGUGAGGAGGGUGUCCACUUUAUAGUGUCUCGUCAGAUCUGCCUGCCUAACCCAGACAUCCUUCAAGAAGCUCCGUGGGGCAUGGAGGGUCCCCCACCAUAUUCCCCAGUGGAUAUAGAGCAAACACUGCUGGACUCCUGUCAGAAGCCCGCAUGCUAUGAGAAGACAGUUACUCUGGCCAAGGAGCCGUAUGACUCCCUGGGUAUGACAGUGGCAGGGGGCAUGUCCAGCCGAGGGUGGGACCUCCCCAUCUAUGUCACAAACGUGGACUCUGAUGGAGUGGUGGGACAGGAGGGCUCCAUCCGCAAAGGUGACAUCUUGCUAAAUGUGAACGGGGUGGAUUUGACAGGGGUGACAAGAAGUGAAGCUGUGGCCAACCUGAAAAACACCUCCUCUCCCGUUGUACUCAAGGUCUUGGAGAUGCGUCCUCCUGAAGAAAGUCUACAAGAGUGCACAUUGCCGCCCUGUCUCACACCCUCCCCCACAGACAGCACCAAGAGCCCGCUGCCCAAUGAUGAUUACUCCCCGCUGUGGGUGUCAUGGCUGCAGCUACCCAGGCACCUCUACUGCUGCAAAGAUAUCGUCCUGCGGCGGAGUACUUCAGGCAGCCUGGGCUUCAGUAUUGUGGGAGGUCAGGAGGAGGUCAACUGCAAUCAGUCCUUUUUUAUCCGCUCCAUUGUGGAGGGGACACCAGCCUACAAUGAUGGCAGAAUAAGGUGUGGGGACAUUUUGCUGGAGGUGAACGGGAAGACUACAUGGGGCAUGACCCAUACAGCGUUGGUGCGCCUUCUGAAGGAGCUUCGAGGCAGGAUCACUCUGACCAUUGUCUCCUGGCCAGGGAGCUUGCUGUAGCAGUGCCCCCAAACCAGCCAGCACUGUUUUACGUGGCAUUGACCAAGGAAUGUAGAAAGCAGAUCUUUAGACUGGCUGAUCACCCUAAGCUUGCUGUGUGGGAGAAGCUUAGAAUAGAGCUGUAGCUGUAUGGAUAUCUCACUUCUGCUGGACAGCUGAGACUAUGCCAGGAGUUUAGAGAGAGACAAACAAAAGACUGGCUCAUUACCAGAGGUUAACAUGCCCGUUCGAGAACGUAAAACUGGGAGGAUCCACGGCCUGAGCCACUUCUAACUAGGAUGUUGGGCGUUAUCUGUUUAGAGAACAUGAUUCAUUCUCUGGCACAGCAUCCAGUGAGCAGGGUGGGUGGAUGGAGAGGAGACACAACAUGUUGCCAAUUCCAAUAGUUACAUAUUAGGGUAUGUGUUAAGCUGUAAAUGUUGGGUGUCUAAAAAAAAGUACUGAUCCAAGUACUUGUAAUAUGUUUCUUUUGUUUGUUUGUGGUUUGGCCUUUACAUAUAGGCUCCAUUCUGUUUGUACUGACAGUGGUUGCCAUCUUCAUCCGUUGACCUGAGGAAUGUUGCCAAGUAGUAGUCUGUCUUGAGUUGUAUUUUUUUUUUUUUUUAUUUCAGAUGCUAUGGCGAACUUAUCAAACCACUGACAAGAAAAAAUCUAUAAAAAAAUAAAAGAUCAAUGUGUUCACAACAUGUUAAAAAUACUAUUUAAUUAAGUGACAUUGUGGAGGCCUUACUACUUUUCUUACUUUUAAGAAAAAAACUGACUCGGUUUCUGUGUAUCAGUGGAUGGUCUGGGGCUCGUCUGAUGUGAUUCUGUCUGUCGCGCUUCAGCCUGUGUAAUAUAUCUGAUGGUAGAUUUGGAAAAAAUGAUCAAUAAAGUCCCUGAAAAAGA
Messenger RNA from Monopterus albus (swamp eel), 3478 nucleotides. RefSeq names its product ligand of numb-protein X 1 (gene lnx1). NCBI's taxonomy places the organism in Eukaryota, Metazoa, Chordata, Actinopteri, Synbranchiformes, Synbranchidae. Gene Ontology annotation, biological process: ubiquitin-dependent protein catabolic process. Gene Ontology annotation, cellular component: cytoplasm. The record is from RefSeq and is a predicted model, not a curated record. The transcript has 10 exons. Bases 614 to 2590 code for a protein of 658 amino acids. Gene Ontology annotation, molecular function: ubiquitin-protein transferase activity; protein binding.